GACAGACUGAGGGCUGGACUGACUGGAACACAACGGGAGUUUGUGCUCUGCAGAGUUUUGCCGUGAGAGUGAGACAGCCAGUCUAGACGCUCUUGACAGGCUCGUCUGAAGGAGAGACACUUCCCUCUGCGGCUCUGUCCCCAUCACCACGACACGUUUACUAACAUUCUUUUGAGAUGACACUCCAGGACUCCUGAAAAAUGAUGGCAACCUGGGCACUUUGGAUAGGAUGGAGCCUGUUGGCAUCUGUGUCAAUCAUAUUGAAAAGCUGGAAAAAAGUGGACAGACAGUCAUUGCAGAUGAAUUUCUAAGUACUAGAGUAAAACUUUGCACACUCAGCCAUGGCUGCAUGUCUGUGGCUCAGAGGAUAGGGUCUCUUAUUUUACUGUAAGGAGUGUGUAAACUGUUCAUUUAGCAAAGUCCAGCACUUCCAUUUGACCAGAGAGGCUGAAAGUGAAAUUCUCACGCACAUCUUGACGGAUCCAAUAUGGAGGUCGUACAGCCACGCUCUCUCAAAAGCAACUCAUUCUACUGGACUGGUUAAGGCUGCAGUCACAAGCAUUACUGCAAGGGCAGUAUGCAGGCAGCUGACUACCCAGCCACAAAUAAUAACACAAAGUGCAAGUUCCUCUGCACCAACGGCAGAUGUCUGAACCUUCUCUCGCUGAUUUGUAAUCAUCUGAAUGAAUGUGGAGACAACAGUGAUGAGGAACACUGCCCUUCUGCUGUACCUCCACUUCCAGACACCAUCCAUUCUGAACUGGAGUUUGUUCAGAUAAUAAUCAUAAUUGUGGUGAUGACUGUAAUGGUAGUUGUGAUCAUCUGUUUGCUGAACCACUAUCGGCUAUCAGCCUGGGCCUUCCUUACACGUCACAGCCUGGCUCGCCGACAAGACGAGGGCAUUCAGCCGGAUGGCUGUGCAUGGCCAACAGAUAGUUUGGUGACACAACAAGGAGCCACUGAGGUGAUGUAUGGUCCACGGAGUGGAGACCGCUUCAACCCGCCUUCAUUUAUGCAAAGGGACCGAUUCAGCCGCUUCCAGCCCACCUACCCGUACCUGCAGCAGGACAUCCACUUACCACCCACCAUUUGCCUGUCAGAUGGCGAGGAGUUGCCGCCCUAUAAGGGCCCCUGUACGCUGCAACUUAGAGACCCUGAGCAGCAGCUCGAGCUUAGCCGUGCGUCUGUGCGCGCUCCACCCAACCGGACCAUUUUCGACAGCGAUCUGAUAGACAUUUACGUGCAUGGAGGCGGGCCACGGCCCCCGAGCAGCAACUCUGGGAAGAGUGCCUCGAACUCGCACGUAGAGGGGCCGCCACCCACCUAUAGUGAGGUGAUGGGUCAGACGUACCCAGGCUCCACCUCCUUCCUGCACCAGCACAGCAAUAACGCACCACCCUUCAAUCAGAGGACAGCCAGUGGCUCCGCCCAACCUGGCACAAGAACAACCCCGUUCGUCAAGGUUAAGGAUAGUCGGCGCGACAAACCGGUGUGACUAGGAGGCACUUGUGCUCUCUGGUACUGCCUCCAGGACCUAGAGUGGAGUGGCUUCACUCUUUGUCACGCCUUUUGCACAAUUUGAAUAGAGAAUUGAGGAACCAAGCUUACAUAUGUUUUUUGUGUUUUUUUGUGGCUAGAACUUCGGGGCCAUGUAUGGAUGUUUGGGCUUCUUGGCUAAAUCUUUGUCUGUUUGUUUGGUUUUGUAUGCUUUCCUGUAGUUAAAGAAAACGUGUGUUGGCACAGAUUGUUUGCGUGAGAGACCACCUAGGUCAUAGGAUUGAGACAUUUUUUAUUUGUUUGUGCAUUUCCUGGACUUGUAAACAUAAACUGUUCACAAACAAUCAAAAUUUAAAUUGAGUGCCAUGAUAUUAUAUAUUGGGGAUAUAAGACUCACCACAACAACAAGUUUUUACGUUGCACUUGUUCUUUAAAGUGUAUACAUGGCUACCGGUACCUGGAAUUUUUUUCCUUGUACAUUUUUUUUUUUCUGAAAUGGAGAUGUAGAACUCUGAUCCAGCCUAAAAUCUCCACAAUUGAACUGCAUCAUGGCACUUAUUAAAAGGGGGUUUAACAAACUGUUCAAAUUCCAAAUAAUUUUCCACUGACCAAGUGAGAGAUAUUGGAAUGGAUAUCUGCAAGAUGGAAGUUACGAAACAUACGCCACUUUCAUCCUGUCGAGUAGCACUUUAAACUUACGUCACUUCAGCAUUGUCAUGGGGUCCAAGUGCAAGGAAAUCAUGGGAACUGUAGUCUUAUGCACAUCAUCACGUGUCAUAUCUCGUUUAUCGUUUGUUUAUCAUUUUCCACUAAGAAAAGCAUGCAUCAUAUAGUUUUCCAGUUAUCCACACUAUAUCUCAUAUUUUAUCCCUAAUUGUUCUCUCCUGGAAUGGCGUUUAAUUCCAAGGCACCACAGGAACAUGGUUUUGCUUGUUUAUCCUCCACCAGUAUUUAUUCUUUGUGAAAGUGUACCUAGCACGAUCCGCUGUAACAUCCAUGUGUUCCCCCAUUUUUUUAUUUCAGAUUAUCACCACAUGGAACACAUUUGGAAUGCUUUCAGACAUGUUGAUUGUUUUUGUGAUCAAAUCCGAGCUUUGUAAACCAUCGGCUUUUAUCUCAUAGAAAACUUAUCAGAGCUUAGCUAUUUAUUUGUUAAUAACUAUUUAUUUAUGUUACCAGUUUAACAGGAUCUUUGGUUCAUGUGGAUGGGAAAGCCACUGUUUUCCCCAAAAUAGGUUUCUGUACAAUCACUUUUGCAUGAUUUACAAGCAAAUGUUAUUUCCCAUUCGGUUUAAUGUUUGGUUUGAAGCUUCAAAACGACCUCCUCUCAUUGGCUCUGCUUCCUAUCACUCAUUCUGGCUGCGCAGUUUGAGUUUUUACUGUAUUGCUGCUACUGCUGCUGCUGCUGCUUAUGUAGGCUUAUAUCCGCUUCCCCAUUACUUUAUAUUCCCAUAGAUUUUUCUUUUCCGUUUGUUAACAUUCAUAGUCGUACUAGGAAAACAAAUGGAAAUGUAUUUUUUACGUUUUACGCAGGUUUGCAUGUUACUAUUUACAUGAGGAAAUUUGGUGCCUAACAGUCAUGUUUAAGCAGACAUAGAAACCCACUUGCACUCAAAAGUCCCCACCUUUGUUGUGCCUCACUUCCUAUGGUGCUUCUUUCAGUAGUCGGACUCUGUUUUUUUGUAUGGUGCUGUAUAUAACUUGAAUAUAUUAUGCACAUAUCCUACCCAAUGGGUAGAAAACCACAAGAAAGCAUUGUUAAUACUGUAAUAUAAUGUAUAGAGAAUAUUAAAAAGAAAAAUUUAACACAAUGGCAUCAAGUUUUGUGAAUGCCUUCAAUUGUGCUUUGUCUUUUUUGUAAAAAUAAAGUUUGCAAAGAGAAAUGCUACAGUAUGGUCACAUAAAGACAUAAAUACUUCUUAUAUUUUUCUUUCCUAUACAGUAAAUGCAAAUCUGUUAUGUGAUGAAACAAAUAUUCUGAUUAUAAGGCAGUUAUAUAAAGGAUAACUAGCUGCUGCUUUUGUAACUUCCGAAGAAAGAAUUAUAAAUGCCAGCACUUGUCAUUUUAUUUAUUGAAAUGUUUAUUUUGUGACUGCUAAAUGUUUGGACUUGUAAGAACCACACCCAGUCAAUCGCAGAAAAUAACUUAACGUAAAAUAAUUGUACCGAAGUUAACAAAAUAAAUUGGACAAAUGCAACAGAUUGCUGAUUUUGGGCUCCCACAGAAACAGAAAGGACAUUUUGUGGUUUAUAUCAAAACAGCAGCUCAAGUUGAGGCUAUAUCUUAUUGGUGGGACAUCCAACAAAAGGGAUUUACUGGUUGCAAUUCUAAUGUGAGAAACAGCAAGAGCAAAUGCAUAACAGGAGGAAAAUCCAGCCCAUUGCAUGUUCAUUUUGCAAUUUUGCAUAGCAGUCUCGUUCCGAGCUCUGCACCGAAUGGCUAAUCUUCAGAAACAUGCUGUGUUCCGUUUCAUGUAUCUGCUUGAAUGAACGAAUAAACAAAUGACUGACUGACUGACUGACUGACUGACUGAAGAGUCAUGUGGCUGAAUUCAGCAUCUUGUUCAGAGAAUGGAUCAGGAAUUCCGACUCCACAGAAAUUCAUUGCAUCAAUGGCCUUGUGCAAGAUCACAUCACGGGACUUCAUGAGCUAUUGUGGACUACAAACAUUUCUUUUUUACAAGGAAAAAACAGUUUAUUGAGCAAGGAACACUGCUGUCCUUAUGCCUUUUUAAUUUUUUUUGUUCUGUUAUUUAAUUGUGAUGUCAGCGGUUUUCAGUUUGAGGUCUGUUAAUUGCAAUACUUUUACAGGAAAAAGGUGACUAAAAACUAUUUUAAAAAUGAAUAAAAACGAAUAAAUACAAGGACAAAAGAAAAAUCAAUAAAACUAUUGCUCAAAGAUGCUGUUGUAGUCCCUCAUGAAACGAUUCCACGCUUGUUCUUUCGCUGUCAUCGAAUGGCUAGAGAGAGCAAUAAAGUUGAGGA
This is a messenger RNA of Xyrauchen texanus (razorback sucker), 4482 nucleotides long. Its product is annotated as low-density lipoprotein receptor class A domain-containing protein 4-like. NCBI's taxonomy places the organism in Eukaryota, Metazoa, Chordata, Actinopteri, Cypriniformes, Catostomidae. Gene Ontology annotation, cellular component: early endosome membrane; Golgi membrane. Gene Ontology annotation, biological process: negative regulation of transforming growth factor beta receptor signaling pathway. The record is from RefSeq and is a predicted model, not a curated record. The transcript has 6 exons. Gene Ontology annotation, molecular function: R-SMAD binding. Bases 578 to 1495 code for a protein of 305 amino acids.